GCGCGCCGCUCAGGUGACAGGAGCCUCCGCGCGCGACGUCACUUCCGCUCGAAACCUGAGCCUUCCAUAGAAACAAAUUUCCCCGUGAUUCGUUAAAGACGAAAAGGUUUUUAAAACGGAGGGUUUUGUGUAUAAAACAAGGUGACAGAGGAUUGUGUAGAUGUUCAGGGAGAAGGAAAACUGGAGAAAAGGAAAAAAGUGGAGUAACCGACCCGGGAGCUGAGUUUAAAAGUUUUUUUUGUUGUUUUUUUCAUGUUUUAGUCAGUAGACGGAGCUGAGGUGAGGUGAGAGAAGAAAGAAUUAUCGUCAAAACGUCAUUUUAAGUCAAAUUCCAGAGGUAGAAGGAUAGUAAAAUAGUGAAAUAGUGUGAAAUAUAGUUUGUUAUUUACUGAGGCGGUUAAAUUUGACCGUUAACGGUUUUUAAAGUUAGCCGUUGGAAAAGCCUGUUUGAGGUGCGCGCGACCGGACUGAAGGUUUUUGAAGUGAGCGCGCGAUGCGUGUGUGAGUCCCAGGACGCUGUAGAGGAGAAGAGUGUGAUGAGAAAGAUCAGUGUGUGUGAGUGUGUGAGUGAGUGAGUGAGUGUGUGUGUGUGUGUGAGAGAGAGAAAUGUGUGUAAGGCGCAGACAUGGGACUGUGUUUGGGCUCCGAGGUCACGGAGGAAGGAAAGAAGGCGAAGCUGCACAGCGCGGAGAUCGACCGCGAGCUGUACGAGCACGCGCGCAGGGAGAUGAACGUGGUGAAGGUCCUGCUGCUCGGAGCUGCUGAGAGUGGUAAGAGCACACUGGUUAAACAGAUGAAGAUCAUUCACAGCAACGGCUUCACCAAACAAGAGCUGAGCAGCUUUAAGCCGGCCGUGUUGGACAACCUGCUGACGUCGAUGAAGUUUGUGCUGCAUGGGAUGGGCGUGCUACGGAUCAACCUGGCCAACAGCAAGAACAAGGUCCACGCCCACUCCGUUCUGUCAUGUGGGCGGUGCUUCGAUGAAGAGCAGGUGCUCUUUCCAUUCAUAAGCCACGCCCUUUCCUGUCUGUGGGCGGAUCAGGGGGUGCGGUCUGCGGCGGCGCGAGGCUACGAGUACGAACUCAACGACUCGGCGCUCUAUUUUUUCGAUAACAUGGCCCGGAUCGUGUCGCCGGACUACGUGCCCUCGGAGAUGGACGUGCUGAGGGUCAGAAUCCGGACCACAGGCGUCAUCGAGACCCAGUUUAAAGUCAAACACCUGGUGUUCAGGCUGUAUGACGUCGGAGGCCAGCGGACGGAGAGGAGGAAGUGGAUCAGCUGUUUCGAGGACGUCAGGGCCGUGCUGUUUGUCGUCGCUCUGAGCGGAUACGACAUGACGCUGGUGGAGGAUCCUUCCAUGAACCGACUGCAGGAGAGCCUCAGGCUGUUUUCCUCCAUCUGCAACAACGUGUUCUUCAGGAGCACCUCCAUGAUUUUAUUCAUGAACAAAAUCGAUCUUUUCCAAGAGAAGAUCCUGCACUCAGGUCGUCACCUCAGACACUACCUGCCGCUCUACAAAGGUGCCGACUGUGAUGUGGAUUCUGCCGCUCGCUUCAUCGCCUCCACGUUUGUCUCUCAGAACACCACGCCCAGGAAGCUGAUCUAUCACCACUUCACCACGGCGACGGACACCUCCAACGUGCAGGUGGUGUUCCAGGUGGUAAUGGACACCAUCAUGAAGGAGAACCUGGAGGCAGUUUCACUGCUCUGAGAUCCGAUUUACAGAUUGAACCUCUACACAGUCAUCUCAUUUCUCCUCCAUGUGAAACCUGCAGAACUGCACCAGGAUACACACACACACACACACACACAGUCUCACUGUUCACAGCUCACCAUGAUGUUUUCCUGAGGUCCUGAGCUGUCCGAGGUGCUGAACCCCAACACACUCCUCAGCUCAGAAACAGACACUGCCAUGUGUGUGUGACGCGACGGAAAGAAAUACAGAGGAAACCUGGUGAGAGAGAGAGAGAGAGAGAGAGAGUAGUUACAGAUGAGAUGUAAAUGAUUGAGAUGUAGUGAGAGUUGGUGUGUGAGAGGUUUACAGGGAGAGAGAGAGCGAGAGAUACAGAGACUGAGGUGAUGGAUGUAGAGAGUGAGACAGAGAGAUACUGAGAGUGAUGGAGAAAGAGAAAGUAAGAGGAUAGAUAAGGAGAGACAGAUUAGGAUUGAUAUAUACAAAAAGACAGAUUGAAGGAGAUAGUGAGAGAGUGAAAGACAGAGUGAGUGAGAGUGGAGAGAGAGAGAGAGAGAGCAAGGGAUUGAGAUAUGCUGAGAGACUGCGUGAUGGAGAGAGUGCAUGUGAUGAAGACUGAGAGAGAAAUAAAGAGAGAUAGAGACUGAUGGUCAUGAAGAAAGAGAGAUCGAUAAAUAUAUUAAGAUAAAUAGAGAGACAGAGAGAGGGAGACUGAGAGAGAUGGAUAUGGAGAUAGAGAUAGAGAGACUGAGAGGUGGAUAUGGAGAGAUAGAGAGACUGAGAGAUGGAUAUGGAGAUAGAUAGAGAGACUGAGAGAUGGAUAUAGAGAGAGAGAGAUAGAGACUGAGAGAGAUGGAUAUGGAGAGAGAGAUAGAGAGACUGAGAGAAAUGGAUAUGGAGAGAGAGAGAUAGAGAGACUGAGAGAUGGAUAUGGAGAUAGAGAGAGAGACAGAGAGAUGGAUAUGGAGAGAGAGAUAGAGAGACUGAGAGAUGGAUAUGGAGAUAGAGAUAGAGAGACAGAGAUGGAUAUGGAGAGAGAGAUAGAGAGACUGAGAGAUGGAUAUAGAGAUAGAGAGACUGAGAGAUGGAUAUAGAGAUAGAGAGACUGAGAGAUGGAUAUGGAGAUAGAGAUAGAGAGACAGAGAUGGAUAUGGAGAUAGAGAUAGAGAGACUGAGAGAUGGAUAUAGAGAUAGAGAGACUGAGAGAUGGAUAUGGAGAGAUAGAGAUAGAGACUGAGAGAGAUGGAUAUGGAGAUAGAUAGAGAGACUGAGAGAUGGAUAUAUAGAGAGAGAGAUAGAGAGACUGAGAGAGGUGGAUAUGGAGAGAGAGAUAGAGAGACUGAGAGAUGGAUAUGGAGAGAUAGAGAGACUGAGAGAUGGAUAUAGAGAGAGAUAGAGAGACUGAGAGAUGGAUAUAGAGAGAUAGAGAGACUGAGAGAUGGAUAUGGAGAGAUAGAGAGACUGAGAGAUGGAUAUGGAGAGAUAGAGAUGUGGUGAGAUGGAGGGAGUGAGAUAGAGGUAGAGAUAUGAAGAGAGGGGGAUAACGAUAUCUCUCCAUCUGCAGGAACCCUUUAAAAAAGGAAGAUAAAAGCAUUAACUAUUGAAGAGGACCUUAAAGGAUGAAGAAAGAAAGAAAGAGAGAGGGAGAGGUGGAGAGAGGGAUAGAGUGAGAUAUGUAUUAUAUACACAUACACACGGGUGACAAAUUAAAGGAAAAAGUGGCGUCUCUGUUAUGCAGUAAGGGCAUUUACUGAAUUUUUAGCUCUCAUGGUUCUUCUGGUGGGCGUGGUCUCUUCAGGAUGACUCCGCCCCCUUCCACAGGACAGGAGGACUCACUGAAGGCUGUGCUGCUGCUGAUGAUGAUGAUGAUGAUGAUGAUGAUGAUGAUACGAACACUUGUGGGAGACACCACCCGAGGGAAGAACUUUCAGAAGAACACUUCCACAGAUGUGGAGAUGCUCUUCCCACCCCCAUUUCAAAUAAUAAUGAAGACAUUUAUACUGUAAUGUAGAACAUAUGGAAUCAUGCAGUGACCUGCUUUAAAAAGAAUUAAUAUUUUACAAUUCAAUAUUUUAAAUUCUUAACAGUGUUCCUCACGAAGCUUCACACACUCUCGCCGUCUUCUCCACCAGCGUCACGACGGAGGUUUCAGCCUGGAGCUUUUCUUAAAGUUGCCAGAUUAGAAGGUGUUGAUUAAUUUCCUAUAACAGCAUCUCCAAUAACAUUGUAAUAUGUUACCGUUUCUAUAGCAACAGCUGAUUUACAGGGACGAGUACAGAGAACAUCCAGCAUAAACAGAUUUUAAAAAUUAGCUGGUAGAACAGUUUCUUAAAAAAAAGAGACAUUUAUUUAACAUUAACAUUCAUGGAAGGAGUCUCCAGUGUCAGUUCUUUGUAACAGUCCAAGGGAAAGCUGUCAUCUUUUACAACAGUGGAAAAUGUAUUGAAUCGAUUGUGUGUGUGUGUGUGUGUGUGUGUGUGUGUGUGUGUGUGUGUGUGUGUGUGUGUAUAUAUACAUGUACAGUGUGUCCAUUGCUGGUCCGUUUGCUCAUGCGUACGUACCGGAGUGUGUUUCCUCUUCCUGUUAAUAUUUACCAGAGAAAGAGCUCUGAGUUAAUGAUCGUCAGGAGGGAAUGUGUGUUUUUACAACACACUUCAGUCCACACACACACACACACACACACACACACACACACACAGAGACACACAGAGCGAGUGUGUGUGUGUCGUGCAGCAAUAAUCUGUUUAAUUGUACUGUUUUUAUUAGGGGGCCAAGCACCAAAGGUGUGUAGACACCCUGUUGGAAUUCUCUUUUCUUUUCUU
Molecule: messenger RNA, 4515 nt
Organism: Pangasianodon hypophthalmus (striped catfish)
Lineage: Eukaryota; Metazoa; Chordata; Actinopteri; Siluriformes; Pangasiidae
Gene: gnav1
Product: guanine nucleotide binding protein (G protein) alpha v1
Exons: 9
Coding region: 626-1711 (361 amino acids)
Biological process (GO): adenylate cyclase-modulating G protein-coupled receptor signaling pathway
Cellular component (GO): heterotrimeric G-protein complex
Molecular function (GO): G protein-coupled receptor binding; G-protein beta/gamma-subunit complex binding; GTPase activity
Source: RefSeq, a predicted model, not a curated record